Phalaenopsis equestris is the source of this 2826-nucleotide messenger RNA. RefSeq names its product probable inactive DNA (cytosine-5)-methyltransferase DRM3. The coding region runs from base 573 to 2714 and encodes 713 amino acids. Gene Ontology annotation, cellular component: nucleus. The record is from RefSeq and is a predicted model, not a curated record. The transcript has 12 exons. NCBI's taxonomy places the organism in Eukaryota, Viridiplantae, Streptophyta, Magnoliopsida, Asparagales, Orchidaceae.
UCUUGCAAUGUGUAUUUCAAAAUUAAAAGAGUUCAUUCGGGACUUCGAGGUGAUUAAGCAUAGCUCCUCGUUCCUGAAGCUAAAAUUUGCGGGCCUGACUGCUGGAAUGCAAUGGAAAUAAAGUCGAAGGUGCCUGCAUUUUGAUGGUACUUUGGACCACAGGCAAUAUUCGCUCCCGUUCGGGCGACUGCCCGAUAGGCUUUGGUCCUCUCUGGCUCCCACUGUCUUUUGCUACGUAGUGUAUUGCAUUCUUCUUGUUCACUUUGUUUGCUCGAUUGUAGGAUUUCUAAGCUUUUCGCGUUUGCCGUCCCUUAUUAUGCGUUUAGGGUUAUUUGCGGAGGAAGCGGGUGUGGAUUAUCAAAUUUGAAUUUGGAAGAGGGGUUCGAUUGCUGGAUCUCGGAAGAUUUUUUGGUCCCGAGGAUGCACAUUCUCUCUGUUUCAGUUGAUUAUUUUCUUUUCUUUCAGCGAAAAAGAAGAUUUUUUUCAGAAAUCUACCUUUGUUAAUAACUGAUUUGGCUAGCAUCCACUAAGCGCAAGUGAAGAUUUUUUGGACCAUAUAAGUGCUGAGUAACAUGGUGAAGCUAGAAGACGGCACAAAUAGUGACGGUGCUCCAAAUGGUGAGGCUGGGGUUGAUUCUUCAAUCGAUGCUGGUUCCUCUGGCUUAAUAAGACCCUGCUCUGUACCUGUUGUAGUAAAGGAGGAAAGUCUUCCAAGCUCUUCUUGCAGUCAUUUCAAAUCAUAUCUUGUUGGAAUGGGUUUUUCAUCUAUUCUUGUUGAUAAAGUGAUCGAGGAAAAUGGGGAGGAUGAUGUAAAUAUUCUAUUGGAAGCUCUCCUUGCACAGUCCGUUCAUUCAAAAUCAAGUCCAGCAUCAGUGUCUUUAUCUGAAUAUUCUAGAACUAUUAAAGAAGAAGAAAGUUCUUUCGAGUUUUUAUCAGAUGAUUAUCUGGAUGAGAAGGAUGAUGAUUCCGACUCACAUAUUGAUAUGGAGAAGAGAUCUUAUUUAUUGAUGAUGGAUUUUACACAGAAAGAGAUAGAUUUGGCUAUAACUCGCCUAGGUGAAAGUUCUUCUUUAGCGGAGCUUGUGGACUUCAUCAUUGCUUCUCAAAAUGGAGGGUCCUAUGAAAACAAAGGAAUGCUGGGAUCAGUUACUAAUGACAAUGAAGACGAGGCUUCUACUACUGAAGCUCUCUUUGGAACAAUGGAUAGGACGCUCUACCUACUUCGAAUGGGCUUCACUGAAAAUGAAGUAUCUUCAGCAAUUGCUAACUUUGGUUCGGAUGCUUCUCUCGAGAAACUUGCUGAUUCAAUUUUGGCUAGCCGUUUGGCUUCUCAAGUUAAACAAGAGGAUUUUUCAAAUGAUGACAUUUAUUUCUCACCUGAAGAACUGAAAGAAUUCGAGCAGCUUGGCUCUGUAAAAGAAGAAAAUCCAGUAGAUUAUUCAUUUGUCCCUCAAUCUAGGCUAAAUAACACGUCUCAUUCAAACAGUACCUCUGAUGAUUAUGAGGACAAUAGAAUUCAGAAAAAACCCAAGUUUGUACAUGCAGAUGGGUCCGGAACUUCAUGGAGCCAAUGCCAGGAUGCGGAACGAUUUCAAUUUCCAUCAACUGGGCGGGGAAGGAAUACCGAUUACCCUGAACUCCAUGGCACAACAGAAGCAGCAUCUGUAAAGAAAGAGCUACCUGAUCAUGUGCCACGCAAUCUUAGCGGCCGCUUUCAGAAUAUGGAUUCUAAGUCUCCCUUUUUCUUCUAUGGAAAUGUUGCUGAUGUCUCCCAAGACACUUGGAGGAAACUUUCACAAUUUCUUCAUGGAACCCAACCUCAGUUUGUAAAUACCCAGUUCUUUUCAGCCUUGAUCCGUAAGGAAGGCUAUCUUCACAAUCUCCCCACAGAAGGCAGGUUCCAUAUAAAUCCCAAGUCGCCAAUGACAAUUGAAGAUGCCUUGCCACACACAAAGAAAUGGUGGCCAUCAUGGGAUACAAGGAAGCAUGUAGCUUGCAUAAAUUCUGAAACCGUAGGAGUUUCUGAGCUUUGUGACCGUCUUGGAAGUGUAAUGGGGUCUUCACAAGGAAUGAUUUCCAAAGAACAGCAGAUGGAUAUCUUUCACCACUGCAAAGCCAUGAAUUUGAUUUGGAUUGGUCCCAACAAGCUAUGCCCUAUGGAACCUGAGCAUUUGGAACAAAUCUUAGGCUACCCGAGGCAUCACACGGAUAUCUGGGACUUGGAGCUACCUGGUAGGCUCAAUGCGCUAAAAUACUCGUUUCAAACCGAUACAAUCGGUUAUCACUUAUCAGUCUUGAAGAGUAUUUAUCCAGAUGGUUUGAGGUUGCUCUCCAUUUGUAGUGUGAUUGGUGGUGCUGAAGUUGCCUUGUAUAGGCUCGGCAUCCGUCUUAGAUGUGUCGUAUCAAUUGAAGCAUCAGAGAGCAACAGAAAGAUCUUAAAGCAAUGGUGGAACAACACUGGCCAAUCUGGAGAGCUAAGACAGAUUGCCGGUGUUGAGAAACUGACUAUUCGGCAGAUCGAAGGUCUAAUCAAAGAAUUUGGUGGCUUCGACGUUAUUGUCGGUGGUAAUCCUGGUUUUCUUCCUACUUCAGGUUCAAGUAGGGACAGUUUGGUAGGAAUGGAUCUGAAUCAUUUCUAUGAAUUUACCCGUGUUCUUCAACGAGUGAGAAGCGUAAUGGGAAGAAUCCCGGCAUCAGCUGGAAGAAGGAACUGAUGCCUGGUUAUUGCUCAUUUUGAUCCUCUUUUAGUAGAUCAAAUUUAAAUAAAUGGUGUGAAGUUCAGACAUUGUGUCAUUUUGUUAUGAUUUAGCUUUUUGUAUAAUUAUG